Molecule: messenger RNA, 3639 nt
Organism: Lagopus muta (rock ptarmigan)
Lineage: Eukaryota; Metazoa; Chordata; Aves; Galliformes; Phasianidae
Gene: IGFBP2
Product: insulin like growth factor binding protein 2
Exons: 4
Coding region: 1-936 (311 amino acids)
Biological process (GO): regulation of insulin-like growth factor receptor signaling pathway
Cellular component (GO): extracellular region
Molecular function (GO): insulin-like growth factor II binding; insulin-like growth factor I binding
Source: RefSeq, a predicted model, not a curated record
AUGGCGCUCGGCGGGGUCGGUCGCGGCGGCGCGGCGCGGGCCGCUUGGCCGCGGUUGCUGCUGGCGGCGUUGGCGGCGGCGCUGGCGCUGGCGGGGCCGGCGCUGCCCGAGGUGCUGUUCCGUUGCCCGCCCUGCACGGCGGAGCGCCUGGCCGCUUGCUCCCCGGCCGCCCGGCCGCCCUGCCCCGAGCUGGUGCGGGAACCGGGUUGCGGCUGCUGUCCGGUGUGCGCCCGCCUAGAGGCCGAAGCUUGCGGCGUGUACACCCCGCGCUGCGCCGCCGGUUUGCGCUGCUACCCCGACCCCGGAGCCGAGCUGCCCCUGCAAGCCUUGGUGCAGGGACAGGGCACCUGCGCCCGCCGCCGCGACACGGCCGAGUAUGGAGCCAGCGCCGAGCGCCCCGCAGACAAUGGUGAUGACCGGUCUGAGAGCAUCCUUGCUGAGAACCAUGUGGACAGCACUGGGGGGAUGUUGAGUGGAGCCAGCAGCAGGAAACCCAUUAAAACAGGCAUGAAGGAGCUGGCGGUGAUGAGGGAGAAGGUGAACGAGCAGCAGCGGCAGAUGGGCAAAGUGGGCAAGGUCCAUCACAACCAUGAGGAUUCAAAGAAGUCGCGGAUGCCUACAGGCAGGACUCCUUGUCAGCAGGAGCUGGAUCAGGUCCUGGAGCGCAUCUCUACCAUGCGACUGCCGGAUGAGCGAGGUCCCCUGGAGCACCUCUACUCCCUCCACAUCCCCAACUGUGACAAGCAUGGCUUGUACAAUCUCAAGCAGUGCAAGAUGUCGGUGAAUGGGCAGCGUGGAGAGUGCUGGUGUGUGGACCCCAUCCAUGGGAAGGUGAUCCAGGGUGCACCCACCAUCCGUGGGGACCCCGAGUGCCACCUCUUCUACACAGCCCAUGAGCAGGAGGACCGGGGAGCACACGCCUUGCGGAGCCAGUAGAUGGAUGUAAUCCUGCUUGCUGUGGCCCCGGUGCUGGAUUUUUUACAUGGGUUUCAGCAUGUCUCUUUUAGGCUCUGGAAGAGACCGGGGUUGGGUCCUGUGUGCUGCCCUCCUGCUGCCCCAGUUCUUGGGGAGGGAAGAGAUGACAGGAGGGGAAGGGUGGGGGGGAGGGGGGGGAGGUUGCAAGGAGAAGGGACUGCUUUCCUAUAGUCUUUUGCCCAAUGUCAGCCAGAGAACCAGUCUUUUUUGCUCCUCGCCCCGUGGCCCUGCCCUCCCUGCUGCUUUGUGGUGUAUUCUUGCAGGCAAAACAUCUAACCAUGGGUGGGAGGGGGAAAGAAAGAAAGAAAAAAAAAAAAAAAAAAGAAACAACAAAGUUCCAUUUCCCUCUUCCUCUCUCCCUUCCCCGAGACCAAAGACUGUAAAUACUGCCUCUUGUGUCCUGCCUGUCCCCUGUGUAUUGGCCCUGGAGUGGGAUGUGGUGUGGGAAGGAGGGAAGUCCCUACUUUCCAGUUGGAGUGUGGCAGGAUGAUGAGCUGCGUUCCUCAAGGGGGCACUGCCGGGGGAUAAGGACGAGGCAGCCCCCUGAACCACCGCUGGUUGCAGCCAGCCCUGCUGCUCUGGGAGGAUGGGGCCUUUGGGUGACUGUGGAGCUGAAUGCUUGGUUUUCUGAGGGGUUUGGAGGGCUGCUGCCCGGUAUUUCUUAGGAUUGGCUUAAGCUGAGGGAGCAAAAGUGAACUUGCCGGGGCUGGGUGGAAGGAUGCCUGUGUAGAUUUAGGAUAAUAAGCCAGGGAGUGUCUCUCUUUCUUUCUUUCUAGAUAGGAAAAACCCAUCUAAAACCUGCACUCCCAGCAGCUGCUCUUGUCCCUCCAUUUUCGCUUGGGACAGGAGUGAGCAUCUGCUUUUCAGCACACACUUUUUUUAUUGUAAGUACAGUAUGUAUCAUGCUUUGUAAAGGCCCAGACACACACGCACCCCUCUGCCCACAUGCAUGUUUGUAUAGGUUAAAUCCAAGCAAUUGCAGGCGCUCUGAGAUGUUUUGCACUGGACGUGCUGCUCUGAGGACUGAUGUCUCUGCCAUUACUUCACCUGUUGAUUCUUUCUGUACAGAACACACAGACGCUGAGAAUAAAUAACUUCCCUGUCGCCGAAGCAAGGAGACUUGUUCUUCCUUCCCCCCCAUUUUUAAUGUGGGUUCCAUUGCAAAACAAUUGCAAAUAUUCUUAUCCUUACUACAGUAAGGGGAGAAAUAUGGAGUUUUUUGUGUGACCUUGGGCAGGGCUGGGAUGGGCCCACAGAGGGGUUGAGGGGUGCUGCCAGCAUGCUCUGCUUGGGGUUGUGGGGCAAACACUGCUCACUUGGGCACUUGAGGCUGGGGAAAGAAAAGCAAAAAGCCCAAAACUCUGCGGCAGUGGGAAUGCUGGGGUUUGUUACUGUUCCCUCCCCCCUUUCCUGGCCUGAAGUUUUCCGAGCGCAAAGAUCUGUGCAGGUUGAACUCUUCAUAUCCUUGCAGGAGUUUGGAAGUGUCAGUAGAGGAGAAAAGGAAAAUGCUUUGGGGCUGUGGUGGGAAAGUGAGAGAGAGGUGUGUGUAUGUGAGACAGAGAGAGAGAGAGAGAGGGAGUGAGAAUGUGCCUGAAUGCAGAACUGAGUAACUGUAAAAAUGAUGCUACCUGCUGUCUUCUGUUAACAGCACAGUGUUCAGCUUUUCCAUGUAAACCCUGCACACUCUGGCUGUCAGCUGCAGUUUGUACUUUUUGUUUUGUUUAGGAACCAGGAAGUUUUCUUUUUGUGUUUUUUUUUUGUGUUUUUUUUUCUUUUUGGGAGAUGCUGAGCUGCGUAAAGUUGGAAUAAAUUAAAUAGGAUGCCAGGAAACUGUCAUCUUCCCCCUCCCCAACCUUUUCUAUUAAAUAGAGCAUGUUUUCUUGCCUGUUGCAUCACACACAAACUUGGGCUUUUGCCCUGGGGGUGUUGUAAAUGCUGAGCCCAAUGAGCAUCAUUGGGAGUUUGGUUUUUACCCCUACUAGUCCCAGUUGUGUGAGCUGCGAAGCCCGGGUGUCACCCCAUCCCCUCUCUUCCUGCUCCGCGGGUGUUUCUGCUGUUCUGCACAAUGCAGCCAUGCCUUUGAGUCUUGUCAAGUCAGCAUCUGCCCGACACAUGUGCAGAGGCAGUUUUGCUGCCUGAUGGCAGACAGGUUUGGUGGAAAAAGGUGGUUUUUGGCACAAUGUUGUUGCUGGGAGACGUGCUGUAGGAGCACCCUGUUCAAGCUGGGAGCUGUGUGAGAGCUUUGCAGGGGCACAGAGUCCCUCUGCUCAGCACUGGCACCCCUUGGACUUCAGCAAUAUUUGGGUGAAGGUCAGCUCCUCCCAGAUUCCCAGCCCUCAGGAUUUUGGGUGCUUUUCAAGUUGGUGCUUGCAGCCGGUCAUGCUGUUUGUCAGCCAGCAGAUGGACCUGUUCUCCAGGGAUCAUCCUAGGCCUUGCUGGUUUUGUCUCUGCUGCCUGUGCAAAGAGUUCUUGGACUGCAGAAGGAAAAUCUCUGUGGCCAAAAGGAGCUUGGGAUGCCAUGGCAAAGCAAAGAAUAAUGAUAAUAAUUGCAAGCCAUGCUUAACAGCUGAAAUUGCAGUGCUGAAGGAAGAGGUUCUGCAUCGCCGGGGCUAACCAGGGCCGUGGCAUGGAAUGUGGUGGGCCUGAUGGGCAUGGGGUGAUGGU